Molecule: messenger RNA, 1002 nt
Organism: Rotaria sordida
Lineage: Eukaryota; Metazoa; Rotifera; Eurotatoria; Philodinida; Philodinidae
Source: the annotation of a GenBank genome assembly
AUGUUAAAUCGAUAUACAACGAAACUAAAUUUAUUUCUUUUUACAUUAAUAUUUGUUAUUUAUUUGUUUGUUGGUGCUAAUUUAUUUUCAUUUAUUGAAAAACCCACUGAACAAAGAAUUAUUAAUGAAAUUUCAAAAAUAAGAAAAGAUUUUCUUGAAAAAUAUUCAUGUGUAACAGAAGACGAUUUUGAAUCAUUUAUUGUUACAUUACUUGAUGCUAAUAAACAUGGAGUAGAUGCACGAACAAAUUUUACAACUGUGGAUAAUUGGUCUUUUGCUCAAUCGUUCUUUUUUGCAGUUACGGUGGUUACUACAAUUGGGUACGGUCAUGUGAGUCCUUUAUCAGAUACUGGUCGAGUAAUCUGUAUAAUAUAUGCUAUUAUUGGUGUUCCAAUGACAUUAUUAUUACUCACAAUAAUAGUGCGAAAACUUCUCAUUCUUCUGAAUUAUACUUAUUUAUGGUUUCGCUAUAAAUUUUCAUCGAAUCAAAGAUCUGAAUCAAAAAGUCGUUUUAUACAUUUAUUAAUAAUUUUUAUAUUUUCACUUAUUUUUCUAUUUAUUAUACCAUCAAUUAUAUUUAUGCAUAUUGAAGAAGAUUGGUCAUUCAUUGAUGCAUUUUAUUUUUGUUUUAUUUCAUUAACAACAAUCGGUCUUGGAGAUUUUGUUGCUGGAGAUUCACCAACACAACGUAAUAGACUUUUUUAUAAAAUAUGUUUAACAAUUUAUCUAUUGGUUGGUGUAACAAUUAUGAUGUUAACUGUUGCAAUGGUUUCACAAAUUCCUGAACUUCGUUUAAUACAAUAUUUUCUAAGUGAAAAAGAAGUUGAAAAUGAACAUGAUCGUUUAUCAACAUCAGAAACAUCUGGUUUACUUUGGUUAGCACAUCCAUCAUCUAGUCACUCUUAUGGUAUUGAAAAUUCAUCAACUAAUCAACCAUAUCGUCGGCAAAUCAACGAAACAGAAAAUACAUCAAAUACUACUUCGGAUAAUACAAAAGGUUAA